AUGUCGCAGAGAUUGGAGUUCAAGGUUAGCGACGAAUUUCCAAGUUGUCGAUUUGCCGACACUCCGGGGCUGGCAGAUCCUGAACUUGCCGAAGUGGCUGCAGCAGCCAUUACAGAAGCACUUCGAGAUGCGUCGGUGAAAGGGCGUGACGUGAAACUUUUCUUCGUCGUGCCAAGCGAGGCAGGCCGCAUCACUGCCGAGCAUCUCUUCACCAUCCGAAAGGUAGUGCAGUCCAUAACCCUGCCGGAUGAUUCACAGCCGGGUGUCAACUCGUACGGUGUUAUCGUGAACAAGUGCGACAGCAUCUCGCAAGAGCAUCAGGAGCAGGUCAACAAAGGCUUCGCGUUGAAAAGCCAUCGUGUGCCCGUGCCAACCGGUUACACAAUAUUCCUCAGGCGCGUGGAAGAAUUGAGCGGUAAGGACAAUGCCCGGUACGAGUUCCCGGGGCUCAAGGAGUUUGUGCUCGACUUUCCGGGCUUUGGCGUCAAGAAAGCUGCGGAGAUCAAUGUUGAGGACCUGGACACACAGCUGGAGCAGUUCCAAAGAUCCGCAGCUGAAGAAUUCAAAAAACUUACUAAGAUGCAUGGGGAAGAGCGGGAACGAUUUGAGCUGCAGGCCGUGGAAAGUGCCAAGGCUCUUAAAGAAGAUCUUGAAAAGAAGUUGAAUGAGCAACGCCUACUGUUUGAGAAGAAGACGCAAGAGCUUCAUGCCGAGAUCCAGAGACGAUCGGAUGAAAACGCUGAUUUGCUUGCGAAAAUGCAGGAGCAAGCUAGGUUGCAGGCUGAGGCAGAAGCAAGCUUUUUGAAGCAGCUUGAAAAGAUGGACAAGCAGGCAGAGGAACAAAGCAGACGGCAGGAGGCGGAACGGGCGCACCUGCGCAAACUCUUGGAGGAACAGAAACAGAAGGAGGCCGAAGAGCAAGAAAAGGCCAGAAGGGAGCAUGCAGAUCUACGAAAACUACUGGAGGAGCAGGAGAAGAGGGCAGAGAAGGAAAGUCAAGCCAGAGCAAAGGAGAAGAAAGAAGCGGAGGAGAAGCAGGCAAGAGAGGCACCGAAUCUAUUGCGAGACGACCUCGUCAUGGUCGUUCAGAGCAUCGUCUCACACUCCCCAUCAAGAAACAACAAACAGUUCGACAUACAGAUCAAGCGUGCAGGUAAGUUGGCGCAAAAGUCGUUGGUCAAGAAGUGGCCUGCUGCGAAAUUCUCCGGCUUUGCUAGGUUCUUCGAUUUGAUUUGUAGAGACGAUUCGUACAGUGGUUAUGAGCUGAACGAAGAUCGCAUCGGCAAGCUUGCGCGGUUCAUGCUCGACAAGGGGGACUUGCGUGCAAGUUCAGGCACUGAACCAUCUUCGGAUUCUGCAACAUCUUCGGAUUGA
Symbiodinium natans is the source of this 1374-nucleotide messenger RNA. The record is from the annotation of a GenBank genome assembly. Lineage: Eukaryota; Dinophyceae; Suessiales; Symbiodiniaceae.